Alternaria arborescens is the source of this 1149-nucleotide messenger RNA. RefSeq lists its product as hypothetical. The record is from RefSeq and is a predicted model, not a curated record. The transcript has a single exon. Lineage: Eukaryota; Fungi; Ascomycota; Dothideomycetes; Pleosporales; Pleosporaceae. Bases 1 to 1149 code for a protein of 382 amino acids.
AUGGGCUGUGCCAACUCUAGGCUCUUUUCGAUGGAACACGAAUCUACUGCUGACGUGUCACUGCACACCCGGCUUCCAGGCACCGCUCGAAAGCAGACAAGCGGUUCUCUGUGGGACCUGGUCGACGAUGGCGAGUUCCAGGCGCAGGUCGCAGAAAGAGCCUUCCAGAUCUUCCUACACGAAGACCUGCCCGACUACUGGAAACUGCAGUUCGAUCUCCUGGUUGUCUUCAAGUCCGUUUUCGAUCGCAUUAGGCCGAGAAGUGCUACUGUGGUCUUCCCCAAUCGGCCACUCCGCUAUCCCGCUAGAGACACAGAGGCCUUGUUGAGGCUCACCAGCAUCAGCAGUCUCCAGGAAGGGGUCCAGCUAUGGACAGCAUACCUUGUACACACCGGCAGCCUGCACGCUGAAGAAGAGGACUGGCACACCGCCUUCAAGCAGACACGCGAAGGCUAUCGCUUUAACCUGACGCCGGCUGAAAGCAGUGUCCGCCGUCACGAUAAUUCGAUGCUCUCGCCAGAGCUGCGCCCUAGCCAGCACAGAAGAAGCGCCACCGAAGAGAUGACCAAGACGAUCGAAGAUGCCUACAGCAGCUACAGCUGCGUACAGGACUGUUCUCAUGAAGCCCUAAAGGACAGGAUCAGCCAGAAAGCGAGAGACCUCCUCCCCCGCUACAUGGAACCCGUCCCCCUCGACUUUGCCGUCCACAACUACGAGAACCUUAUGAAGACAUCUUAUGACGCGGGAACUGGCAUUGCCUUGGCCAAUGUCGCACUUCAGGCACUGACUGAUGUCAAGGAGUCUGCUCGAGGUGGGCUUGGCUCAAAGGUCAGCAUCAUCGUCGUCAAAGGCACAGUACCGCAAGCGCACAUCGACCGCCUCUCGAGCGCAAGCGCGGAGGCUCACAAGACCACCCGAAAGGACAAGAAGAGCAGUAAGUCGCAAGGGACACAUGCUCAUGGCAUCUGCUUUGCCAGUCUGCCUGAUACGGGAGAUGGCGAUGUCUGGCGCAGACUAAGCCACCGCAGCUACAGCAACGGGGGCUUUUGUAAGUAUAUAGAGCUACCCGCUAGCAUCUCUCCAGUAGCCGUGACUGGUAAGUAUGUGCGCACAAUGCUGCUUGGCUCGGUAGACCCUGGCUCGGAAUAG